Molecule: messenger RNA, 2097 nt
Organism: Biomphalaria glabrata
Lineage: Eukaryota; Metazoa; Mollusca; Gastropoda; Planorbidae
Exons: 11
Coding region: 107-1798 (563 amino acids)
Molecular function (GO): scavenger receptor activity
Source: RefSeq, a predicted model, not a curated record
AAUUGAAUUCAAAAAGUCGAAUAAAAGAGUGAUAUACUUUUAAUAUACUACUGUUCUUUGAGAUUUUCUGCUGGAGAUGUAACCUUGCUCAUCGCACCAGGGAACAAUGUCUUUGUACGGGAUGUGCUUGCUAAAUUUUGUGUUGUGCAUUAUACAAGAUCUCGACGCUGAAGUGAAUUGUGAGCCCAAUUGGUUCGGACCAAAACUUCAGUUUAAGUGUCAGUGUAUAGACGGCUGUGACUCAGAAGGUAACUGCUUGGAGUCGAGCAAAUGUAAUAGCCAAUGGAUGGGUCAGGCUUGCCAAUAUCAAUCUAAUAUUCUUGGAAUUGGAGUGCCUAAGGAAAGCGAUGCUGAGUCCCUAUACAUGGUGCAUGAUGGAGACGACUCUACGUGCAUUACUAAUAAAAAACUUCAGUCUCUGGUCAUCGAUCUAAGCUCAUACAGCUUGUUUAUGUGGAUACGAUUAGUUGUCAACGAUGCAGCUUUGGUGGACAGAUUCACGCUGUACUUCGAAGACACUUCUGAUGUGAUCACCAAACGUCUGGAGUGCUGGAGACAACAGAUAACAGUUGUCAACAUUAAGACUGCGUACAUUCGCUGUGACAUGAACUUCCCUGUAAACCGCAUCGUCUUGAAAGGAGAAGGUCUAGCGUCACUUUGUACAAUUGAUGUCAGCAAAGGUCGAAAUCUUGCGUUAAAGGAAAAGGCAGAGCAAACAUCUACCAACGGCAACAACUCUGCAAGCAACGCUGUGGAUGGAAACAUAGAAAGUGAUGUGAAGAAAGGAAGCUGCACUUUGACUAAUAAUGUCACUGACCAAACACCGACCUGGACUUUAACAUUAGAUGAACCAGUUGUGUUCAACGUUGUUCACAUUUACCCUCCAAGUUAUCCCCUGAGUGAAUAUCUUCCUAACUCAAUUCUUCAAACGUUUGACGAGUACGAUGUCCUUAUACUUAAUACGACUAUCAAGUAUGCAACAGUCUAUCCAAAUGUCAACAAAACUCCGGUCAAGAAAGUCGUAAUAAAGGCAACAAGCACUACAUCUACCACAGCAGUGCUUUCUAUCUGUGAACUCUUGCUCUUUGGAGAAUGUCCACCAGGAAAGUGGGGACUAGACUGUAAGAAAGUCUGUAAUGACCUAUGUCCAGAAAAUUGCAAUGAGAUAGACGGCUCGUGUCCUACAAGUUGUCUGGGAUACUUUCCACCAAAGUGUGAACAAGAUUGUCCUCCAAGUAAAUGGGGAAUUAAUUGCCAAGAAGAUUGCCCUGCUGCAUGCGCCUAUCGGUACUGCAAUAACAUUAAUGGUGAAUGCACCGCUGGGUGUAAUGGAUACUUUGAUCCACCUUUCUGUACACAAGCGUGCAAGCGAGGCUACUACGGUCUUAACUGUCUUAGUUACACAACAACGUAUACUGCAGACGAUCCAAUAUCAUGUGACAACCUAGCUCAUGAAGACUCACAGCAUCUAUGUUUACAUGGUACAGAUAGUUUCACCUUCAGUGUCUCUAAUUUCUUUAUUGGAUUCUGGAUUGGUGUAGCAGUUGUGUUAGCCAUUGGUACUGUGAUAUUACUUAUCAGAAAAAUUUACCUAAAAAGAAAAUUGACCCCAAAGACCGCACAUAAUGUUUACGAGGACCUACCAAAAGAAAAUCUGGCCGAUGUCUCAGUGGUCCUAACCAACCCUGUGUAUGAUCACUCUAUGCCCAAUACGACAGAUGAGCCUGGGAAAAGUAAAACUGCUUCUUAUGAUGAGAUAGUGCUGGAAGACACGGGAACAAGCCAGGAGAAUAUUUAAAACUUCACGGAGAUUAUAAAAAUACAAUCCACAGAUAUUUAGAUUAAUGACUAUAUUUCAUGUUUAUAUUAGUUUUGCAUGCCAAAGUAAUGUAGUGAUAAUGUAUGGCUAUGAUAAUUUUAUGUAUUUAUAAGAAAAAAAUGCUUUAAUCAUCGGAUAUUUAUGCAUAACUUGUUAUAGCACUAUCCGUCUGUGCUCGCCUACUCUCUCUCUCUCUCUCUCUCUCUCUUCUGUAUAUCAAGACUAGAACAGAGCGGUACAAAAACUCGUUUGUUCCUUAAUCGGUCAGACUAUAUCAA